Echinops telfairi (small Madagascar hedgehog) is the source of this 8059-nucleotide messenger RNA. It is a transcript of the gene MBNL3, whose product is annotated as muscleblind like splicing regulator 3. The record is from RefSeq and is a predicted model, not a curated record. NCBI's taxonomy places the organism in Eukaryota, Metazoa, Chordata, Mammalia, Afrosoricida, Tenrecidae. The coding region runs from base 1 to 1071 and encodes 356 amino acids. The transcript has 8 exons. Gene Ontology annotation, molecular function: metal ion binding.
AUGACGGCUGUCAAUAUUACCCUGGUUCGUGAUACCAAGUGGCUGACUUUAGAAGUCUGUAGAGACUUUCAGAGAGGAACUUGCUCUCGAGCUGAUGCUGAUUGCAAGUUUGCCCAUCCACCAAGAGUUUGCCCUGUGGAAAAUGGUCGUGUGAUAGCCUGUUUUGAUUCUCUGAAGGAUCGGUGUACCAGAGAGAACUGCAAGUACUUUCAUCCUCCUGCACACUUAAAAACGCAGCUGGAAAUUAAUGGGCGAAACAAUCUGAUUCAACGGAAGACUGCCGCCGCCAUGUUCACCCAGCAGGUGCCGUUUAUGUUCCCACACCCUCAGAUGCCUGCAUUUAAUCCUUAUCCUGUGAAUCCAACACUGGGAGCUAAUCCUCCCAUGGCUUUCAAUCCUUACUUACCUCAUCCUGGGAUGGGCAUGUAUCCUCCGGAAGUGAUGCAAAAUGCACCUAUUGUGAUUCCUGGAAACCCACCUCUGACAUUGCCAGGAGCUGCUGGUCCCAAACUGAUGCGUUGUGAUAGGCUGGAGGUCUGCCGAGAGUUUCAGCGUGGAAACUGUACCCGUGGUGAGAAUGAUUGCCGCUAUGCUCACCCUACUGAUGCAUCCAUGAUCGAAGCAAGUGAUAAUACCGUGACCAUCUGCAUGGAUUACAUCAAAGGUCGAUGCUCCCGGGAGAAAUGCAAGUACUUUCAUCCUCCUGCACACUUGCAAGCCAAACUCAAAGCGGCUCAUCACCAGAUGACCCAUUCAACUGCCAAUGCAACAGUAAGGGCCCUCCAACCUGGUGCAAUGCAAAUGAUACCAAAGAGACCAUCACUUGAAAAGACCAAUGGUGCCACCCCGGUCUUUAAUCCUAGUGUUUUCCACUGCCCGCAGCCUAUGGCUAACAUGCAGCUCCCGCAGCCGGCAUAUAUCCCCGCAGGGCCAAUGCUGUGCAUGGCACCCACUUCAAACAUUGUGCCCAUGAUGCACGGUGCUACACCUACCACUGUGUCUGCAGCAACACCACCUGUCACCAGCAUCCCCUUCGCUGCAACAACCACUGGCAAUCAGUGGAAAUUCUGAACAGCAGAGUCAUGGAGUAUCGGAAUCUCUGCGUGAGAAGCUCUAUAUGGCCUUUCUAUAUAUAUUCUAGUAUGUCCUCUUCUACCAACUCAACAAUAGGUGUGGUGCAGUCAAUAUAUUAAGCAAAAUACACUUACCAACAAUUAACAUCAAAAUCCAAACAUUAAAUUCAAUGUCCAUGUUAACAAAAUGUGAAUGGAAAAACUACCAUUUUCUUAUUUGAAUAUAUCAAGUAUAAUGUGACCGUUCAAUUUUACAGUUUAUGUUACCCUUUCUCAUGUUUCAGCAACCACUGUGCUGAGUGCGUCUUCAAAGCGGGUUGUUGGUUUACUGUGCAUUCUUGGUGGAAAAAAAUAUUGGUUUGAUUAUGAAGUGUUACUCUUUUGUUUACAUGAUAGGCUAUUAGGUUAAUUUAGAAGUAUCUAAUGUCUCCAAUACCAUUUUCCUUUUAUUCUACUAAAUUGUGUUGUGUUAUGGUAGAUGUGCUGUGUUUGAUUGAAACUAAAAUGUUACUGAUGGGAAACAAAAACAUGUGCUUGAAAAAACAUGAGAGGUUAAUGUUUGUAUGUUUUCCCUUUUGGAUAUUUCUGUAAGUUUCUUGGGGCAGACGUUUAAAAGGCCUCACUUGCUGAGUGUAUACAACUGUUUGUAAACAUGCAUGUAUAUAAUUUGUACCUGUAGAUCUGGCUUUGUAACGUAAGAACACCUUGCUAGAUUUUUUUUGGCGGGGGGGAUGGUGAGAGAGAUAUAAUUACCUGCACAAAACAGUGUCACCCUUAAAACCCCAACCUCUAAUUUCACUCCCUUUAAAUAGCUCCUUGAUUUUAAAAAUGAAGAAUUUACCUUUAAAUCAACUUGUCAACAUUUAUCUUGAAAUUAUGCUAAGGGCUCAUUACAGUUUUUUGUGGCUCAAGGAUUCUAUCUCCUUGGAUGAGUGUCUAAAACUUAGCCUUUUGAAAUUGUCAGCAGAGAAAUGAGCACUUGGAGUCUUUUAAAGGUAUGCUAAUUGCGGGUUCUAAAUUACACAGGGAGAUGGAGAAAUGGCGCUCAUUUUACAUAUUAGAAAGCCUGUGCACACCAUCGCACUGUCACCUUUUACAGAGGGCCAGGUUCUAAAUGCAAUGGCUCAGCAUUUUUAGACUACUCUUUGAAUAAUAAGUAAGAGACAAUCUAGUAAAAGUCAUACAGAGUGAAUGAGAAUUGGUUCCAAAUGAGGCCUUUCCUCCUUUAAACGGACAAUCUGCACUGUUGAUCACAGAUGUAACUUGACAACAGGUUUGGAGAAAUGAACGAGAGAGAAGGUAGGGUGGCAUUGAAACUGUCCUUUAAUUUAUCCCGGAACUCUAGAAAGGGUUAUCCCUACUGAGUUUUGGGAACCCUACUGGUGAAAGAGCAAGUGCCAGUGAUAUAUGGCAAGUGGAUCCCUGCCCAAACUUCAUACCUAUCAGAAUCUCCCCAACCAUAACCAAGCCUCCUAUUUUGUUUAAACGUUUCCAUUUAUCUGUCUAUGUGCUUGAAAAUUAGCAUAGAGAGGCUGUUAGCACCCUUUGGAUGAGACAAAGUGGCUGCACUCCUUAUAGGGGAGCUGAAUUCCCAUUAGGAAUAUCUGUAGAGUAACGUUGCCACCCAGGAAAAUGGUAAUCGAUCAGUGCCUGUGCCAUGUGGCAGACCUCAUCCACUCUACUCAGUUAUGAAAAGUUACUAUUGUUAUAAAGUGAAAACAUAUAUUUUACAAGACAGUAGAUAAAUUUACUAUUUUAUACUAAAUAUAUAUUCUCUCACUAGAAUGUGUAAAAUCAUCAAACUUAAUAGGUUUGUUUUUCUCCUUAAAAAAAUGAUAAUCAAAGAAAACUAUAUGAUAUAUGGUACCUACAGCCAGCUUGUUGUAUUCAAAUCACAGAACAAUGGACACCUUUUCACCGAUGGUGUGAGGGAGGCCCAGGGUAUGUGACUUGCUCCAGGCUACCUAGCUAGUUGGUGGAAGUUGGUCCCAGUGUUUCUUGACUCCCAGUUGUUACAGCAUUUCACUAGUGCUUCAGAGCAUUUGAGACUCCACUCCACAGCUCAUUGAUUUGGCUCAGAAUACAAGAGUGCGGAAUGAGCGUUUUGACAGUUGAGAUCCUGGUGAUCUUAACCAUCAAGCAAAUCAUCAAAAGUGAUCUUGCUUAUACCAAGCCACGGUCAUCGAUUAGCAGUAUUGCCUGGAGUUAAGAGAACUCAGAAGUGUCUUAACCUUUACCUGUUGAUGGCUUUGAAUCACAUUAUUUCUAGUUCCCUAAAUCUUAGCAAUGUUAUAGAAGAAAGUAGAGUCCACCUUUUAUAAACUACUUGUGUAUGGAACUGAAUUUUAUAUAACAUGUGCCAGUGCCUCUCCAAAGGUCAGAUCUGAUCACCAGAAUACAGGCAGGAUGCACCUGAGCUCCCCUGGAUGUGGUCCUUAAUGGAGAUGAGAAAGUUUUCAGUGCAAAAUGAAAUGUUGAGUACCCUGACAUUUUGAUACAAUGUCCUAUUUCUUUCACCUGUUUGAACUUGUGAAAGCGCUCUACAUAGAUCUUAAACCUAGAGUACAGCAGUUUUCAUAUUGCACUGGAAACCAUUAAUAAUGACUUAUUUUUCAGUAAGAGGUACAGUGAGAGGAGCUCAAAAUAGUUGUAUUUUUGGUGCCACUUUUUUUACAUUGUUGGCAUCUUUGUAGAGGGAUUUAAAGAAAGAAAGUUCUAAGCACUAAAGUUUGGGUGCAAUUUAAGAGAAUUUUGACAAAAAAGUUUUAAGGUUGCAAGCACUCUUUAAACAAGUGGUGCAAUGACAUUCAAAUUUUCUUUAUGCAAGUAAAGAAGAUAAGUCAUUAGACUAUAAAUAUUCAGUUAAAAAACAAGUCACAAAAGUAAUCGGUUAGUGACUCUAAACAAUGAUUUAAUAAUUGAAUUGUAUAUAUAUACAAAAUUCCAAUCACUUAAUUCUUAGCAUGGUAUAAGCUUUCUCUUCUCUGUAGUCCUUUAUUUUUAGUCAUCCAAAGUUUUUUGUUUUGUCUUUUUUUUUGGGGGGGGGGGGGUGUUUCCAGUUCUCUCAGCCUUUUGUAAAAAACGCAAGAAUGAUGAAACCUGGAUAAAACAUCCAACAUACAAAACAAGGAAUCUAAAAGUUAUCAUUUAAAGGGAUUUAAUGAUAUCCAUUAAAUAAUAAAGCAGUGCGUGGCCAUCAUAUCUUAAAGAGGGAUUUAAAUGAAAGUAAAAUCAAGUGGAUUCAUAAAAUUGCUAUUUCAAUACAGUAUUUCCCUUUUGAAACUGGAGCAUGAUUCCACAACCAGCUCUUACAUUUCAUUUCACUUUUCUAGUUUAGUUUUUCAGUUUUAGUUAUUGGUCCUGUGGAAUGCCAUCUUUCCACUUCUCUAUCAAUUCCAUUCAUUGUUAAGCAUGUUAAAGCCCCUUCACCUUGCCUUAAGUGUUGUCCUUCACAACUAGGCUGUGUUUCACUGAUGAGCAUCCUCAGCUCACCUGCUUUCCAGUUGGGAAAAAGCAGGGACCCUCCGCCAUGCGAUGAGUAGGAACGGAGUAAAAGUAAUCUUCACAAUUUGAAUCUACUGUUACUAGAAUGGCCAAUAAGCAUAGCGGUGUCUGAAUAAGGAACAUUGACAUUACAUGUUUUACAAAAGAGAGAAGGUGCAUAUGCUACUUGGAAUGUUCUUUGAACCUUUGGAAAGUAGAUCGGGAUGCUCUUGGAUGAGAUGCAGCCCAAGUUUGCUGAAUUCUUUCAGGCUGUAGGAUCUACUGUGAGGAACAGAAUAAUUCAAGUCUGGACUCCUCAUUCUUUUUAUCCUUUUUACAUUUAACACACAUUGAAAUAGAAAUAGGAGAAAUAAAUUAGUGAAAGCUAAUUUUCCAAUUCUGUUGAAUAGAUUUAGCCAAAUAGCUUAUUUUCUUAGUGCUGUUGAAAGCCGUAAAACAAACAGUAGGUAAAAGAGAAUAACAACUUUUGGCAAAUUUAAUUGAUGGCCUAAUCAGAUUGCAAAUAUAAAUGUAAGUUUUGAGCACCUUAAUUGGUGUCACACGUUGACUUUUAGUUUUUUAAUGUUUUUAUUAUAUUACUUCUUUUAUAUCUAAGUAACUAAAGGAUUUUGAAGGAGAGCUAGAGAAAGUUUAAGUUUGUACUGCAUGUAUUCCACCUGCCUAGUUAUGUUCUAAACUGACAUUGAAACAUGACAAGGUAUAGAUUAUAGUCCAUAACUACCCUUGGCAGUUCACAGUUUAAGAACAAAUUUGACUUUAUAUACAGAUAAUAAUUCAAUGUUAACUAUUUCUAUUUAGUUGUUGCUUGACAACAAAACCACAACAUGGCUACCUGUAGGCACAUUUUGUGUGUGUGUGAACAUUUUACUUGUAAAUUCAACAUGGUUUUUGACAGUGUGAGUUUGUAGAAGAUACAGCUCCAAACUCUCAACACAAUAUAUUUGUAGGGGAUUUUUUGUUGUUGUUGUUGGUUUUUAAAUCCCAAAGUCCCAUGUGAAAGCUGAAUUUGUGUCCUUGUGUGGCUUUUUUUGUCAAAAAAGUUUACAACACAUGGAUUCUAGAGUCAGGUUGUAUAGCUUAUAGAAUUUGUUGUGUGGCUAGGGUUAUUCCACAGUAUCCAGACGUCAAACACAAUCAUUUAUUUAUUCACAGUUACACUCUUCAAGUAGCAUAGAUGUAGCUGCAAAAGUUCUGUUUUCAAGCAUGACAUAUCUACACAAAUAUAUCUAAAUUAAGAUUGACCCAUUGUGUGAAAAGAACUCAUUUCUAAAACCACACAUUAAGAUACUGUGGAACAACCCCUUAACAGUGUUGAAGAGGAAAAAUGCUGCAGUUCCCGAUUGCCUCAGUUUGGGUGCGAAUGUGUGAGACACCUUUUUUGCACUUAUGUACAUAGUCCAUGAAAGCAGUUCUCAGAGCUUUGGUUGAAGAUAAGAAGUCUGUGAGAGGAGUGGAAAGUUAGUACGAGUUCUAAAGCUGUGAGAAGGAAGGAUUUCUUUUCUAUAAGACUUACUUAACAUAUAAUAUUACUUUGCUGUUGUGAAGUUUGUCUUGUUUGUAACAGCUCACCAAAAUACAAAAACAAGCAAACAAACAAAAAACCGAGACUUAUAACAGGCCAACCUUAGCACAUAGCACCGAACAAAAGUAACACUACGUCAUCCUGGAGCAAGACCAAGCAAAGAUUGUUUGCUCUUUUAAUUAAUUCUCACUCUAAACACACACACACACACACACACACACACCCAACACACACACAGAGGCAGGUUUCUGAUGGAGGUUUUCUUUUUGCAAUGGAAUGCACUAAAAAUUACAAGACAAAUAUCCCCAUUAGAGUCAAAUCCAAUUUCCUCUUUCAUGGAAAAUUAUCAGUUUGUGUAUUGUUACUCAUUAGUAUGCAUAUCGAAAACUAUAAUUGACAAUCAAAUUGCUAAUGUUGAUCGUGGUUCCUCCUUUAAAAUCCAGAAUUCAAAACCAAUUUGGGAACCACAGAAAGAUUUCACUUUUAACAAUUGAGUAAGGCCAGCAUUGGACAUUUCAUUACCUUUAACCAAUGGGGAAAAUGCUCCUGUCAUAACUUUAUAAAUGGCUUGACUUGCACUAUUGAUAUUAUACCUGUUUGGUGAAGGCUGUUUUCAGACUUACAUAUCUGAAAGCGUUUCACUGUGCCACUUUAGCCACCCACUGCUCAGCUGUAACGAAACAUAAGAAAAGCAGCCAGCCACAUGCUUGGACAGAGUGGGCGUUGGAAGAGAAUGCUUCAGUCAGACCCUCUCUGCCAAUUUUAGCUCCCACAUCACUCACAGAUGGCCACUUAGCUUUCUUGUGGCCCCUACGUAAUACAAUAUGGCCUAAAAAAAGCCAAGGUUCAAAAGGCUUAAGGGUCAAUUACUGUUCCUACAGGGACUUUGAGUCCUUCAUAUUUCAGGUAGUAGCCCUAGAAACGUUGCUGGAAGACUUAACUAAAAUAUAGAGAGAACCCAUCCGGGACUGGUUGGUAUUAGUAUUGCUACAUAUUUUGGCAGUUCUUACUAUAAAGACAGGAAAAUAAACUAAUGCCAGAAGGCAAUCCUAGCCGUACAGUUGUCCAGUAGCUCAGGGCCAGUUGGCUAGAAAAUCUUUUGAUUUUUUUAUUCCCUUAACCAUACAGUAAACAGUCUGACCAUCUGAUCAGCAUAUAUAAAAAAUAUAUCUUGAUGUAAAAUUUAAGUACAUCAGCCUUAUUGUCAACAUAUUUUCCCAAUUUAGCUCAUGUUCUUGUGUUGACAUAUCUUUGUGAUUGUGUAAGCCACAGAAUAGACUUCUAUAAGGUUGAUAGAGAUGUAAGAUUUUAAGAAAGAUUCAUCUGUAAUAUCAUCAAAAUGAACCUAGAAAGGGUGAACUUUAUAGAUUUAUAUUAAAGUAAUAUGUUACAGUGUUGAAAAUGGAAGUUCACAUUUUGGGUAGAAAAAAACCUGAUUUUUAAAACACCUAUCAGUAAGAGAAGGCGUCCUGGUGGUGCAGGGAUUGAAGCUCGACUGUUCACCUGAAGUUCGGAGCUUAAGACCCACUAGCAGCUCUGCGAAAGACAGAUUCCUUCCUGUCUCUGUAACAAUGACAACCUUGGACUGUUGUACUCUAUCACAUGGGUUUGCUACGAGCCAGAACCGGCUUAAUGGCACACACAACACUACAGUAGAUAAGAAAAUGAUUAGCUCAAUACAAUGAUUAUAGAUUUAAAUAAUAACCUGAAUAGUUCAUAAGUAUAAACUAUCCCAUAUUUAGUUCAUACAUGUAAACUAUCCCCAUAUAUUGUCUCCCAAAUGCCUCAUUCCCUCAAUUGCUAUUAUUAAAGUAGAUGCUUUGAUUUUGUUUUGUUUCUAUUUCCCCAAGUUAAAGUAAUAUAGUGUUUGUGUUUAGAAUGUCUGCACAAUGUAACUCAUUUUAGUAUGCUGCAUCUAUGUUGCUUGGUUUUUGUUCUUUUAAUAAAAUAUGUAAAUUUC